Messenger RNA from Daphnia pulicaria, 998 nucleotides. It is a transcript of the gene Rab4, whose product is annotated as ras-related protein Rab-4B-like. Gene Ontology annotation, biological process: regulation of endocytosis; Rab protein signal transduction. Gene Ontology annotation, cellular component: endosome. The record is from RefSeq and is a predicted model, not a curated record. Gene Ontology annotation, molecular function: GTP binding; GTPase activity. NCBI's taxonomy places the organism in Eukaryota, Metazoa, Arthropoda, Branchiopoda, Diplostraca, Daphniidae. The transcript is spliced from 7 exons. The coding region runs from base 175 to 825 and encodes 216 amino acids.
AACUAACUUGUUAGACUUCAUGAACUCAUGUAGCCAAUCACUUCCCUCGCAAUCACAAAAGCUGCAUCCUGUUAGUUGAUUUCUGGUUUUGACAGUUUCUUACUGAUACUUGAGACUGAGAGCCUUUGCAUUGGUUUAUUGAUAUAGCCUUUCUCCGUAAUUGUAUGCCCAAGGAUGGCUGAAAAUUUCGAAUUCCUCUUCAAAUUUCUUGUCAUUGGAAGUGCAGGCACAGGAAAAUCCUGCUUAUUACACCAUUUCAUUGAGAAAAAAUUCAAGCAAGAUAGCAGCCACACAAUUGGCGUGGAAUUUGGUUCAAAGAUCGUCACAAUUGGAGGAAAACAAGUGAAGUUGCAAAUAUGGGACACUGCUGGACAGGAACGAUUCAAGUCCGUUACAAAAAGCUAUUAUCGAGGAGCGGCUGGAGCGCUUUUGGUCUACGAUAUCAGUUCGAGAGAAAGUUACAACGCCGUUUCGAAUUGGCUUACUGACGCUCAAAAUUUAGCAAAUCCCAACUUGGUUGUUUUGUUGGUUGGGAACAAAAGAGAUUUAGAAGAAGAUCGACAAGUUUCAUUUCUAGAGGCCUCUCAAUUUGCACAAGAAAAUGAUCUAAUGUUCCUAGAAGCCAGUGCGUUAACCGGUGAAAAUGUCGAAGAAGCAUUCCUACAAUGUGCAAAGACCAUUCUUUCUAAAGUUGAAACGGGUGAACUUGACCCCAAUAAAUUGGGCUCAGGUAUUCAGCAUGGAGAGACGGCUAUUAGAAGAUUCCAGCGUCAGUCGACAUCUACUUCAGUAAAUCCACCUUCAUGUUCGGGUUGCAAGAUCUAGCAUUAUCAAAAAGAACUUUCAAGACGUAGACAGUUAACCAUGUCUUAAAUUCCAGUGUACUAAUAAUUCGAAACACGUCUAUUUAUAUAUAUUUGACGAAACCGCUCGGUAUUAAUAACAUGUCCAAAUUGAUGAGAAAAAUCGUUCAUACAGAUUUACAAUUUUCUAACGUU